AUGAGAGACAGUGAGAUUACAAAAUUUCUUGUGUCUUUUAGUGGUCAGAUUGAGUAUGUAUCUUUUCCCGGUGGCGUAUUUGAUGACCAGCUGUGUGUACAUUAUGAAGUUGUUUGGGGUCCUGAUUGGAGUCCUAUGUCCGGUUUAACGUCGGGUACAAGUCAGAUGGCACGCUCUGGUGUUGACCCAGAGCGGGUAGUAUUUAAUUUCCCUUUAGAAAUCGUAUUUAGCAGCACAAAUGUCUCUGGAUGGCCUCAGUUACUUGUCACAGUAAGGGCACAGAAUACUUUAAGCGGUGAUGCGUUACGCGGUUAUUCUUUGCUUCUGAUGCCUCCCACUCCUGGUCACCUCUUGACAUCAGCUCCUUUGUUGAGACCCCGAGCGGCAACCGUAUUAGGGGAAUGGCUGGCUUGGAUCACCGGCAAAUAUCCUGAAUUAGCAGACCCGAAAAUGUUGGCUACUGGCAAGGAUAAUUACUUACUCAGGACGGAAUCAUAUGGGAGCGUGUCAGCAACACUUAAUAUGAUUUCUAAAGACUUUAGAAAGCUCGGCUAUGACAAUCAACCCCCUUUUUACAAUACUAGUAAUACAACAUACAAUACUAGUAAUAGGUAG
This is a messenger RNA of Arctia plantaginis, 615 nucleotides long. The record is from the annotation of a GenBank genome assembly. NCBI's taxonomy places the organism in Eukaryota, Metazoa, Arthropoda, Insecta, Lepidoptera, Erebidae.